This is a messenger RNA of Myripristis murdjan (pinecone soldierfish), 1899 nucleotides long. Its product is annotated as ATP-sensitive inward rectifier potassium channel 10-like. The transcript is spliced from 6 exons. Gene Ontology annotation, cellular component: plasma membrane. NCBI's taxonomy places the organism in Eukaryota, Metazoa, Chordata, Actinopteri, Holocentriformes, Holocentridae. The coding region runs from base 1 to 1305 and encodes 434 amino acids. The record is from RefSeq and is a predicted model, not a curated record. Gene Ontology annotation, biological process: regulation of monoatomic ion transmembrane transport; potassium ion import across plasma membrane. Gene Ontology annotation, molecular function: inward rectifier potassium channel activity.
AUGUGUUGCCAUGGAGAUGGAAUACGUCCUGUUGGAGAGAUGACAUCUGCCACACCCCCUUCUUCUCGUAGCUCCUCCCCUCAGAAGGUUUGCCACUCCCAGACGCAGACGGACGUUUUGAAACCUUUACUGGGCAGUGGUGUUUCUGGAGGGGGCGGGACCUUGAGGAGGAGGAGGCGUGUCCUGUCAAAAGAUGGGCGGAGCAACGUGCGAAUCGAGCAUGUCAGCGGGCGGAGUGCACUUUACAUGCGUGACCUCUGGACGACCUUUCUGGACAUGCAGUGGCGUUACAAGUUCUUCCUGUUCACCGCCACCUUUGCUGGGACCUGGUUCCUCUUUGGGGUCCUGUGGUACCUGGUUGCUCUGGUCCAUGGAGACCUGCUGGAGUUUGAUCCUCCAUCCAACCACACGCCAUGUGUGAUGCAGAUGCAGACCCUGACAGGAGCCUUCCUCUUCUCCCUGGAGUCCCAGACAACUAUUGGCUAUGGUUUCCGCUGUAUCACUGAGGAGUGCCCAGUCGCCAUCAUCCUUCUCAUUGUCCAGCUCGUCAUCACUAUGGUGAUGGAGAUCUUCAUCACUGGUACCUUCCUGGCUAAGGUUGCUCGGCCAAAGAAGCGGGGUGAGACAGUGAAGUUCAGUCAGCAUGCUGUGGUAUCGACCCAUGAAGGCCGACCAUGCCUUAUGAUCAGGGUGGCCAACAUGCGCAAGAGCCUGCUGCUCGGGUGCCAGGUUACAGGGAAGCUGCUGCAGACAUCCCUGACCAAGGAAGGGGAGACAGUGCGUCUGGACCAGAGGAACGUGCCUUUCCAGGUGGACACGUCCAGUGACAGCCCCUUCCUCAUCCUGCCUCUCACCUUCUACCACAUGAUUGAUGACAACAGCCCUCUGCGAGCCUGGGCUGCCAAGGGUGGUGGCUGGACUGACCCGGAGUUGGCUGACUUUGAGCUGCUGGUGAUCAUGAGCGCCACAGUGGAACCGACCUCGGCUACCUGCCAGGUCCGCACCUCCUACCUGCCAGAUGAGAUCCUCUGGGGUUACGAGUUUCCCCCUGUGGUCUCCCUCUCCCCCUCGGGCAAAUAUGUGGCCGACUUCGCCUUCUUUGACAAAGUGGCCAAAACCAAGACUACACCUGUUUUCAAACCAUCCAGCCCCCAGCACGAGUACCAGAGCAGCGGGGGCGGGUCCGUACCAGAGGGGGCUGACCCAGAGAAGAUCCGUCUGGAGCAGAGCUACAGGGAAAGAGGGGAGGACCGCGGCCGGGUCAGAGACAGCAGCCCCCUCAGCGUACGCAUCAGCAAUGUGUGAGCGGCUGGACUGGCUGAGACAAGACACAUCCCAGCAAGCAUUUCAUGAACGGUGACAUGCAAGAGGUGGCCAAGUUCAGCAUCAACUCCAAAUGCAUCCCUAAGCACGACAUUUUCACCAUUUGACAUUAUGACAGGGCAAAAAAAAAAUCAUAUUGAUACAGCUUUGGAGCCUGAUAUAAGAAAGAUAUUUAGGUGCCAGUUUCACAAAACAGUACAGGUAACAGACACUAUAUUUACACUGAUUUCCAGCAUUGGUGCACACUGUUGUAUCAUUCAAAAUGUUUGCUGGGAUAUUAUACAUUUAGAAUACGUGUGACUGUAUUCAUGCACAGUAAGAGCUUCACACACUGCCUAACUGCAGAUAUGACGAGUGCAUUUAAUAUGCAAAUACACUUUAAUGGAUAUAGAAUAAUAAUACACGUAUGUUCAUACAUAGCAAUAAUGGGUCUAAAUUUCUCAGCGAGGUCUGUUUAUGUUUCAGUGCAAAUACCAAUGAAAAAUCUUUGGCCAGUUCAGCUACAAGGAGUGACAAUAUGACAUGUAAUACAUGUGAAGUAUUUUUGGACUGAGAGAGAGGAAGUGGCCUCUCACA